AUUGAACGUUGGAAAAUAACUUGUCUAGCUGAGAGAAGGACAAUUGUUAUACCUUCUUACGAGUGCAGUUUUAGUGCGCAAUAUGGAUUUAAAUUUAUUGAAAAAUCACACCAUCAUGGCAACUAUUCUUCUAUCGUUCAUGAUUGCUACAAUGGUACUUAGUGUCCCAAUAGCAGUCCAAGACCAAUUUCCAGACGAAAGUGCACCCAGCAAUUUUCAAGCUGUAAGGCAAACAUUGAGAUACGACAACUUCCAAAGAGUGCCUGCAGUGGAUAAACGAAAAAAAUUCGCUUGGGAACAAUUUGAUGCUCCCGAUAUCCAAUAUAAUUUUUAAUUAGAUUAUUAUAAGAAUUAACGAAAAAUAAAGUUAAAAAAUAUAUUAAAACUAGUAUUAAGGAAAUAUGUCAUGUUCAAAUCGAAUAACUGAAAACGAAAAUAAUUUUUUCUACGAGCGUGCAUUUUUUAUCACUUUCCCGCACGCAUUUUAGUUCCGAAAAUGUCAUUUUCCCGCACUAGUGCGGGAAAGUGGCGUUCAGAAGUGUCAGUUUUGUUAAUUAAUCAAACAUUUUAUCAAUUUUGUCUGCAUACAUUUUUGCUAUUUUAAUCCAUAUUAUUCUAAUUUGUGGAUCUUUCAAAAAUUUAAUAAUUUUUUUUGAUAUUGUAUACAGGUAUGGUUUUUUUAACGUUGG
Messenger RNA from Ceutorhynchus assimilis (cabbage seed weevil), 689 nucleotides. The record is from the annotation of a GenBank genome assembly. Lineage: Eukaryota; Metazoa; Arthropoda; Insecta; Coleoptera; Curculionidae.